UGCUUCUGUAUUUCAGGACCUGUAACUAAGUGGACCCUACUGACCUCUGAACCACAAAGGAUAAGAGUGAAAAGCAGCACGGGAACCACACGAAGAAAAAGGAAGUGGAUGCACUUUCAUCUGGACUUCUUUCCUGCCCUUUAUUUCUAAAACUGAAUGGAAAAGAAAGACUUCCGUGCCUUUCUUCCCCCAACAUCAGGGAUGGGUGGAUUGUAAAUACAGUGUGUGCAGCUGGGAGAAUAGACUGAACCAUGAAUCUUCAGGCUCAGCAAAAGUCUUCAAGCAAAAGGACUGGGAAACGGAUUGCCUAUUUUAAUGAGCAGGAAAUAGCUGUGUCAUCAAAAGAACCACAGCAGCAGCUUAAGGAAGGACAGUACUAUGGUCAUGGAGGGAAUAUACCGGUCUCUCAAACUAUGGAGAUUCCUCACGUGGGAGGAUUAACAAGUGCCCCCAGCAAUGUUGCUUUGAUGAACUCUGUUUACAAUCAAGAUAGGGGAGAGUCAAUGAUGAUGUCCCAGACGGUAACAGCUGUCAAAUGGCAGAAUUCACUAAUGGGAAACCGGUUGCCAGAGAGGGGUGACAGCCACUGGCAGUCUCCACCUUCCAUGUGGAACCACAGUAUGGUUUUUGGGGGCAACCCAAAAGGACCCCACUCCAAUGCUGGUGCCCCGGGCUUCUAUGGCCACCCAGAAGCCCUUAAAAGAAAUCAAGAGAAAGGAGUGUUUGUGUCACAGCUGGACUUGUAUGGAGAUGCUGUCCAGCAGAUGAUGUCCCAGAAGGCUCAGCUGGAACAGCAAGCCUUGGUUAGACAGCAAGCUCAAAUGAAUUCUUUUCAUCAGAUGCAGAAACAGCAGCAACAGAAUCAAAGUCUGCCGCUACAGCCUUUCCAACUUGCAUUUGGUCACCAAGGCCAAAAGCAGGGUCUUCCUGAAUUGUUACAUGUCUUUCAAGAAGCCCCAGCUUCUUCCAGUCCAGCAUUUACUGCUCAACAAAAACAGCAAGCUCUUCCCCAGCUACAGCUGUUUGAAAAUUUCUACCCGCAGCAGCAGCAGCAGCAGCAACAGGCUGCCACACAAGCCUUCGGUCUGCAGCAAACUACUUCCAUAGCACAGCCUCAUGUGGCAGCUGCAGCACCUCAGCAUCACAUGAUGGCACACCAGUUUCAGCAAACAGAGAGGAACCAGGAACUAUUCAAGGCUCUAACAGAGCAGAACCAACAGACUGUGCUACCUCAGACCCAGAUUCCCUUUCCAAGAAGGUCACGGAGACUCUCCAAAGAAGGUGUUCUGCUGACAUCUGCAGGAGAAGUGGUGGCUUCCAAGCAGGCAGAAGAACAACCUAGCAAUUUAUUUCUGCAUCACUGGCAAACACAUCAGCAAGAGGUCCCAUUACAGCAGCCGCCUGAACCACUGGCCCACAACAAAAGUAGCUAUUUGCACCCCAAGAGAAUGGAUCUGGGGCAGAAGGAUGUCUUGGUCAAUAGUGAGCUGAGCCAAAUGGAAACAGACAGGCAAGCCACAGCCCAGAAUGGUAGAGAUGGGGAGAAACAGGCAGCAGUAGCUGAAGAAAACACUCAGAGAACUAAUGAUUUUCAGGGUGUCAGAGGUGGUGUAAUCCAGAGUACACGACGGAGACGGCGUGUUUCUCAAGAAGCCAAUUUGCUAACUUUGGCCCAAAAAGCUGUUGAGCUGGCUUCCCUUCAAAAUGUAAAGGAUCUGGAUACUUCAGAAGAGGAGAAGAGUGUGCUGAUAGCAGCUCCAGGACCUACAGCUGCAAAAAGUGUUGUAGAAUUCGCCAGUUCUUCACCAGCUCCCAAAAGAGCCCGGGAGGAUAACAGCCUUGUGCCUCUUAUCAUUCCCGUGUCUGUGCCAGUGAGAAAAAUUGACUUGCAGAGCCUUGGAAAGGAAAAGUCUGAUGAUGGAAAGCUCCAGAGAGGCCAAACAAAUGAUCGAGCUCCUUGUGAACGCAAGCCUUCUGUGAUAGUCACUCGGAGGCGAUCUAAUCGUAAUACUAACAUGGAAACCUCAAAUCAGCAUGAAGAUGCUGUUCCAAAGGAUGAAGCAGAGGGCUUUGCCCGGAAACCAAAGCAGCGUCCAAGACCUGAGCCACUCUUCAUACCACCAAAAGCUGGCACCUUUAUUGCACCACCUGUUUAUUCUAACAUUACUCCGUAUCAGAGCCACUUACGGUCACCUGUCCGUCUGGCAGAUCAUCCUUCAGACAGGAACUUUGAGCUACCUCCUUACACUCCUCCGCCAAUUCUUAGUCCAGUGAGAGAAGGGUCUGGGCUAUAUUUUAAUGCUAUCCUCUCUUCAAGUGGUCAUUCGGUUCCACCUCCAAUGACUCCUAAAAGUGCUCACAGAACUCUGCUUAGAUCAAAUAGUUCAGAAGUUACCCCUCCUGUUCUUACGGUAGUGGGGGAAGCCACCCCAGUCAGCAUUGAACCGUAA
This is a messenger RNA of Phaethon lepturus (White-tailed tropicbird), 2450 nucleotides long. RefSeq names its product ELM2 and Myb/SANT-like domain containing 1 (gene MIDEAS). NCBI's taxonomy places the organism in Eukaryota, Metazoa, Chordata, Aves, Phaethontiformes, Phaethontidae. Gene Ontology annotation, molecular function: transcription corepressor activity. The coding region runs from base 252 to 2450 and encodes 732 amino acids. The transcript has 4 exons. The record is from RefSeq and is a predicted model, not a curated record. Gene Ontology annotation, biological process: negative regulation of DNA-templated transcription; regulation of transcription by RNA polymerase II. Gene Ontology annotation, cellular component: histone deacetylase complex; transcription regulator complex.